Messenger RNA from Dipodomys ordii (Ord's kangaroo rat), 928 nucleotides. RefSeq names its product thioredoxin-like 4B (gene Txnl4b). Lineage: Eukaryota; Metazoa; Chordata; Mammalia; Rodentia; Heteromyidae. The coding region runs from base 95 to 544 and encodes 149 amino acids. The transcript has 3 exons. The record is from RefSeq and is a predicted model, not a curated record. Gene Ontology annotation, biological process: mRNA splicing, via spliceosome. Gene Ontology annotation, cellular component: U5 snRNP; U4/U6 x U5 tri-snRNP complex; spliceosomal complex.
AAAAAAGGAAAAAGAUUCGUGCAUUUAACUGCAUGUAAACACUGAAGCUUCAUUUCAGGAUUAACAGUAGUGAUUACAUUCGGAUUCUUUCACGAUGAGCUUCCUGUUGCCCAAACUGACUAGCAAAAGGGAAGUAGACCAGGCAAUAAAGAGUACUGCGGAAAAGGUGCUAGUUCUCAGGUUUGGGAGAGAUGAGGAUCCUGUCUGUCUACAGCUAGAUGAUAUUCUUUCUAAGACCUCUUCUGACCUAAGUAAAAUGGCUGCUAUAUACCUGGUAGAUGUGGACCACACUCCGGUUUAUACACAGUAUUUUGACAUCAGUUAUAUUCCCUCUACUGUGUUUUUCUUCAACGGACAGCAUAUGAAAGUGGAUUAUGGGUCUCCGGAUCAUACUAAGUUUGUGGGAAGUUUCAAAACUAAACAAGACUUCAUAGAUUUGGUUGAAGUAAUCUAUCGGGGAGCAAUGAGGGGGAAACUUAUUGUCCAAAGUCCUAUUGAUCCCAAGAAUAUCCCCAAAUACGACCUUCUCUAUCAAGACAUUUAGCACAUCCAUUGCUGUCGAAGGUGAAGAGAAGGGCACAGGUUGAAAUGGUACCAAAAUCCCGCAGCACUGAUUUCUGGGGUUCCCCUAGAAAUGUUGUUCAUGUCCCAGCAGAGAGGUUUGACGUGUCUGUAAUAAAAACACCUGGCCCCUGAGUGUCUGCUUCCUGAGAGCCUCAGAGUGGUGCUGUUUUUCCCAGGGUGAUUUUUUCUUUCUUUUAUGCUGGGCUUUCCUUUAUCUCUUAGGAUAACACAGAAUGUACUUAAACAUUGUGAGUACAAUGUCGUUUGAUCAUGUUUGCCCAGUGCAUAAGUAAAUGGAAAGCCAGUCCCAAAAGAGCAGAAAUGUUUGGGGUUUUUUUUGGUCGGUCAUGAGCUUGAACUCUGG